CUCGCAAAUGCACACACAGAGACCGCAAAAGGCGAUCGAAUUGAAGACCGAGCACUAUCACCCACACAGCGUCGAUGGCAUCGGCCAAGCUCCUCGCCGCCUUCCUCGCCGCCCUCGCGGCCCUGCUGGCGGCCGGCGGCGGCGCCGGCGCGAGGGAGUUGAGGCUCGAGAUGCCGUCCGCCACAGAGACCGCAAAAGGCGAUCGAAUUGAAGACCGAGCACUAUCACCCACACAGCGUCGAUGGCAUCGGCCAAGCUCCUCGCCGCCUUCCUCGCCGCCCUCGCGGCCCUGCUGGCGGCCGGCGGCGGCGCCGGCGCGAGGGAGUUGAGGCUCGAGAUGCCGUCCGCCGCCGAGAUGAUCGUCGACGACGGCAUGCCGCUGAUCCACAUGCUCCGCCCGCUGCUGGGCUCCGGCGGCCGCCUGGGCCUGCGCGCCCGCGUGCCGUGCGACAGCUGGCGGUUCGCCGUGGAGACCAACUCCCUGCGCGACUGGCGCACCAUCCCGGCCCGCUGCGAGAGGUACGUCGGCAACUACAUGAUGGGCGGCCACUACCGGAGCGACUCCCGCGCCGUCAUCGACGAGGCCAUCGCCUACGCCGAGGGCCUGCAGCUCGCCGGCAAAGGGAAGGAGGUGUGGGUGUUCGACAUCGACGAGACCACGCUCUCCAACCUCCCCUACUACGCCAAGCACGGCUUCGGGGUCGAGCCGUACAACCGGACGCUGUUCACCGCGUACGUGAUGGAUGCGAGCGCGCCGGCGCUGCCGGAGACGAAGCGUCUGUACGACAGGCUGCUGGCGCUGGGCAUCAAGCCGGUAAUCCUGACGGGGCGGCGCGAGGACAAGCGGGAGGCCACGGCCAAGAACCUCGCCGCCGCGGGGUACGCUGGGUACGAGAAGCUGCUACUCAAGCCGCAGGACGUGAGGGUGCACGCGGUGGAGUUCAAGUCCGGCGAGCGCAAGAAGCUGGAGGACGCCGGGUACGUCAUCGUCGGCAACAUCGGCGACCAGUGGAGCGACCUGCUCGGCGCGCCGGAGGGCGCGCGCACCUUCAAGCUGCCGGACCCCAUGUACUACAUCGGCUAGAUCCAUCGAUCGAUCCCUAUACAGUAUACACACUUCUCUACCCAUGGACGGAGCUUCUGAACAGCAGCCAAAAUAAACGCCUGAAUAACGUCCAAAUUCAGUGUGUCGAAUAAAGAAAAGAAGAAUAAAACGACCUAUUUAUGUGUGGGGUUGGGAGUGCUGUACAUACGGUUGUUGGUCCUGUGCUAGUACAUUCAGGACACAACGUGCGUUUGUAAUUGUGAAUGUAAACCAAACGGCGUAAUAAUAAUGGGCAAUUGAUAAUUCACAUCAA
This is a messenger RNA of Panicum hallii, 1358 nucleotides long. Its product is annotated as acid phosphatase 1-like. NCBI's taxonomy places the organism in Eukaryota, Viridiplantae, Streptophyta, Magnoliopsida, Poales, Poaceae. The record is from RefSeq and is a predicted model, not a curated record. Bases 242 to 1084 code for a protein of 280 amino acids. The transcript has 2 exons. Gene Ontology annotation, molecular function: acid phosphatase activity.